CGUCUUCGCAUCAUCAUGUUCGUUGGUUGGCGAUCUUUCGCUGUUCUUUCCCCGGUAUUUGGGAUUAUCAAAUCCAUGUACAUGCCAAAUCUAUGUACAUGCCCUGACCUUGAUGUAAUCCCUCGGAUGAUAAUCGGCCACCCGAAGCCCAUUGACAUAUAACAACGGCAUCUGAAAUUCGAGUUGUCGUGCGCCCCAACCAAGCAAACCAAAAUGCCCAAGCCCGAGCUGGAGUUCAAGCACCUCACCGACUUUGCGUGGGACAGGAAAGAGGGGUUUGCCCAGCAGAUUCUUGCUUACGACGAAGAGACUGGGGACACUACCAAGGUCGUCUCUCGAGACCCCGGACAUGAGCAGCACGGCCCCCCUCAGGUCCAUACCGACUUCUGGGAGGAGGUCUACAUAUUGUCGGGCUCCAUCUACGACAAGGGUCUUAAACAGUGGUUCCGCGCCGGCUCCUACUGUUGCCGACCUCCUGGUAUGAUUCAUGGUCCUUACAUUUCUUGCCCCAACGAGGGCGUCAAAAUGUUCGUCAAUGUCCGCUACGUCAGAAAGUCUGAUGCCCCCGACAACUCAUAAGCAAACCUUCCUACAUUUUGCAUGCAAAUAC
This is a messenger RNA of Cryptococcus amylolentus CBS 6039, 610 nucleotides long. RefSeq lists its product as hypothetical. The transcript has 6 exons. The record is from RefSeq and is a predicted model, not a curated record. The coding region runs from base 214 to 579 and encodes 121 amino acids. Lineage: Eukaryota; Fungi; Basidiomycota; Tremellomycetes; Tremellales; Cryptococcaceae.